CAUUAGAAUUUAGAAGGUGUCUGUUAUCAAAUAUCGAGUAAUCGACUAUCGAUAACCAAAACCCCAAACCCAAAUCCCCUUCUGACUUCUGUCAUCGGAAAUCUCCGGCGACAAUGGAUCGAAUUCAGCUUCUUCUAGUUGGACUUCCACUGUUCUUGUUCUCCACUGACAUCUUCAACCUCUUUCUCUCUUCUCCUCCUCCUAAACCCUCUUCUCAUCAUCAUCACCAUCAACAUAUUCCUAAACCUUCUUCUCCAAUCCAACAAACCCUAAAUUUCCCUUCUCAGCAAUCGAAUUCUAUUGCUUAUGGCCGUACUGUUACUAUCGAUUUCUGCUCCUCUUGCUCUUACAAGGGCACAGCCGUGGCAAUGAAGAAUAUGCUGGAGACUCAGUUUCCUGGAAUUAAUGUUGCUCUUGCAAAUUAUCCACCACCUGCUCCAAAACGCAUCCUGAGCAAAUUGGUACCUGUUGCUCAAGUUGGAGUAGUUGGCAUGAUAAUGGCAGGUGAUCAGAUCUUUCCUAGGUUGGGAAUGUCUCCACCUCCAUGGUUUUACACAUUGCGUGCCAAUAGAUUUGGAACCAUAUCUGCAGCCUGGCUAUUCGGGAACUUCCUUCAGUCUUACCUACAAAGCUCUGGUGCUUUUGAAGUGUAUCUUGAUGGGGAAAUGGUGUUUUCAAAGUUGGGAAUGCAAAGGUUUCCAGGUGAAAUUGAAUUGAAGGACCUUAUUGGCAAAAGGCUUGGCUCUAAACUUGUGGAUGGUGCCGGGGCAAAUUUAUGGUCUUGAAACACUCCCACCUGAUUUUGGAAGAAGAAGGGAACCAGAGAAGGAGAGUCAUGGAGACAAAAGAAAACCUUACCCUAUCCUGGUUCAGUUAGCUGAUAAAUUUUACCAACCGGUGCUUUUUUUGCAUAUGUAAAUUUUGAUUACAGUACCGGACAUGAAGAUAGUCAUUAUCUGACAUAUGUAAUCGGAUUUGGAAUCUUGACUUGUACUGCAGUUUCUAAUUUAUAGCAUGGCGGUUAUAUUUUUUUCA
Spinacia oleracea (spinach) is the source of this 1035-nucleotide messenger RNA. RefSeq names its product selT-like protein. Lineage: Eukaryota; Viridiplantae; Streptophyta; Magnoliopsida; Caryophyllales; Amaranthaceae. The transcript is spliced from 4 exons. The record is from RefSeq and is a predicted model, not a curated record. Gene Ontology annotation, molecular function: thioredoxin-disulfide reductase (NADPH) activity. Gene Ontology annotation, biological process: cell redox homeostasis. Bases 114 to 785 code for a protein of 223 amino acids. Gene Ontology annotation, cellular component: endoplasmic reticulum membrane.